Rhododendron vialii is the source of this 2339-nucleotide messenger RNA. RefSeq names its product glycine--tRNA ligase, mitochondrial 1-like. Gene Ontology annotation, biological process: mitochondrial glycyl-tRNA aminoacylation. Gene Ontology annotation, cellular component: mitochondrion; cytoplasm. The record is from RefSeq and is a predicted model, not a curated record. Lineage: Eukaryota; Viridiplantae; Streptophyta; Magnoliopsida; Ericales; Ericaceae. Bases 210 to 2090 code for a protein of 626 amino acids. The transcript is spliced from 9 exons. Gene Ontology annotation, molecular function: glycine-tRNA ligase activity; ATP binding.
AUUUUCUGAUUCUUUUAUUUGAAAUGGUGCCAAUUUAUUGUGGCGCCCGUUACAGAAGAAAAAACGCAAAACCCUAGCAAGAGGAUGAGGUGACAAAGUCAAUAUCCACUGUCCAUCCACUAUCUUCACUUCACCAAUAAAUACUACUCCACUCGUAUAUAACUACGCAACACGCUACUGUCCUGCUUAGGGCUUUCGACUCACAGAAAAUGGACGCCGCACAGGAGGCCCACAACAGGGAAGCAUUCCGGCAGGCGGUGGUCAACACCCUCGAGCGCCGUCUCUUCUACAUACCCUCCUUCAAGAUCUACCGCGGCGUCGCCGGCCUCUACGACUACGGCCCUCCUGGCUGCGCCGUCAAGUCCAACGUACUCGCCUUCUGGCGUCAGCAUUUUGUUUUGGAAGAGAACAUGUUAGAAGUCGAUUGCCCUUGUGUAACACCAGAGGUUGUGCUAAAGGCGUCAGGUCACGUGGAUAAGUUUACUGACCUCAUGGUUAAGGAUGAAAAGACUGGUACAUGUUACCGUGCUGAUCACUUACUCAAAGAUUUUUGCAAGGAGAAGCUCGAGAGAGAUCCUAAUAUCACAGCAGAGAAGGCAGCAGAAUUCAGGCAUGUUAUGGCCGUACUGGAUGAUCUUUCUGCCGAAGAAUUGGGUGCAAAGAUUAAGGAAUAUGGGAUUACUGCUCCUGAUACCAAGAACGCUCUGUCUCCUCCCUAUCCAUUCAACUUGAUGUUUCAGACCUCUAUAGGUCCAUCUGGUUUGAGCCCUGGGUAUAUGCGGCCCGAAACAGCACAAGGCAUUUUUGUGAACUUCAAGGAUUUAUAUUACUAUAAUGGCAACAAGCUCCCUUUUGCUGCUGCUCAGAUUGGUCAAGCUUUUAGGAAUGAGAUAUCUCCUCGCCAAGGCCUGUUAAGAGUUCGUGAGUUUACAUUGGCAGAGAUCGAACAUUUUGUGGAUCCUGAGGACAAGUCUCACCCAAAAUUUUUUGAGGUCUCAAACCUGGAAUUUCUUAUGUUCCCAAGAGAAGAUCAGGUGUCUGGACAAUCAGCCAGGAGAGUACGAAUUGGUGAAGCAGUUACUGAGGGUAUUGUCAACAACGAAACACUGGGCUACUUUAUUGGGAGGGUUUAUUUAUUCUUGACACACCUUGGUAUAGAUAGGGAGAGGUUACGGUUUCGCCAACAUCUUGCAAAUGAGAUGGCACACUAUGCUGCUGAUUGUUGGGAUGCUGAGAUUGAAUGCUCUUAUGGGUGGAUUGAAUGUGUUGGCAUUGCUGAUAGAUCUGCAUAUGAUUUGCGUGCUCACACGGAUAAAAGUGGAGUGCCUCUUGUGGCAGCUGAAAAAUUUUCAGAACCUAUUGAAGUGGAGAAACUUGUUAUAACUCCAGUUAAGAAGGAGCUGGGUCUUGCAUUCAAGGGUAACCAGAAGAUGGUGGUCGAAGCAUUGGAGGCAAUGGGGGAAAAAGAAGCUAUGGAAAUGAAAGCCACUUUGGAGUCCAAGGGAGAAGUAGAGUUCCAAGUUUGCACACUUGGGAAGGAUGUCACUGUAACUAAGAGCAUGGUUUCAAUCCUGAAGGAGAAGAAGAAAGAACAUCAGAGGGUUUUCACGCCAUCAGUAAUUGAACCAUCUUUUGGUAUUGGGAGGAUAAUUUACUGUCUCUAUGAACAUUCCUUCUAUACAAGGGCUAGUAGAGGCGGGGAUGAACAGUUGAAUGUUUUCGGUUUCCCUCCACUUGUGGCUCCCAUCAAAUGCACUGUAUUCCCUUUGGUUCAGAAUCAGCAAUACGAGGAAGUUGCCAGACGCAUUGCCCGGUCAUUAACUGCUGCUGGGAUCACAUACAAGAUCGACAUAACAGGUACAUCAAUCGGGAAGCGAUAUGCAAGGACAGACGAACUUGGUGUUCCCCUUGCCAUUACAGUGGACUCAACAACUUCAGUGACACUUCGUGAUAGAGACAGCAAGCAACAGAUUCGUAUUAAUGUAGACGAAGUGGCAUCUGUAGUUAAGGAGGUUACCGAUGGUCUGAGCACUUGGGCUGAUAUGCAGUGGAAAUACCCAGCUCAUUCAUCCACAUCAGCUGAGGAUUAGAAUUGGGAUGUGGUAACCAUUACUACACUAUUUGAUGCUGUCAAAGUGGAUUUUCUCGUAUGCACAAAGUCACAAACACAUGUUAUAAUGAUGUAUUAGCAGUACCGAGCGAAUGGGAAAAUACCAGUUUUUCUUCUGAGGGUGGUCUCCAACUAGCAUUUAAUUUGACUCAAUUAGAUGAGAAUGUUGUGCCUUCUCCUUUGGUUUGAGUUUUGAACAUAUAUCCAGGGAUUACGUGUUCGUUGAAAA